This is a messenger RNA of Effrenium voratum, 1038 nucleotides long. The record is from the annotation of a GenBank genome assembly. Lineage: Eukaryota; Dinophyceae; Suessiales; Symbiodiniaceae.
AUGGCCGAGAUGGCAUAUCCCGAAUGGCAGAAGAGCUGGCAGCCUGGAGAGCCCAAAGAGGUGAGCUACCAGGUGCCGGCCGGCGCCAAGCCGGGCUCCACGCUGCUGGUGGACGUGGGCCGGGGCUACGCAGUGCCCACGCUGGUCCCAGAGUCCGCGCAUGGUGGCCUGGUGCUUACGCUGGUGGUGGACCUGUCGCGGAUCGUAGAAGAUAGCCGAAGCUGGGGCUUCAACGACCCCAGCCAAGUGGCUGGUGGCGUGGUGGCAGAUGCAGCAAGCUGCCAGGCAAAGUGCAGCGCGAGCUCCUCGUGCGAUGUCUUCACGUUUCUUGCCGCGGGUGAGAAGUGCCUUCUGCAAGGUAGCGACGCCUCCGAGGUGCUCAUGCCAGAAGCAGUCAGCGGGCCAAAGGCGUGCCCAGACGUGACUUUGCCAGACGCAUUGCAGCAGACCGCCGCGCUGGCUCGCAGUGCAGCAGGCGCCGCUCGCGAUGGGGAGCAGGCAGAGGAGGCAGUGGCAGAUGCUGUGCACCGCGGGGGGGUCAAGUUCGGCUUGUCCAACAUGCAGAAGGCGCAGCUGACUUCCAUCGGGAUCGGGCGCCUGGGUGCUAACCAGGCGGCGCUUAGCGGCCAGAGCGAGGUGCAGCAGAUCCAAGCGGCGGCCGCAGCUGCAACGGCCUGGAGCCCGGGGCAGCAGGCUGCCAUGUAUGCAGGCGGUGGGUUUGCUGCGGAGUCCCCAAAGGCCUUGCAGGAUGCGGUUCAGAGCCGCAUUUCCUACGCGAUGCUCAUGGCCCUAGACCUGGUGGCCCCGCAGUCCCACAACGCCACGGUGGCCCCCGAGCAGCUCCAAACUGCUGCGCGGCUGGGGGCACUGCUGCUGGCGCUGGACGGCAGCGGCUUGAAGGAGGUCUAUACCAGCACAAGGGCCGCCAUGCAGAAAGUGGCGCAAGACUACGGGAAGUCAACCGCAGUGCAGGUGCCAAAGUGCACUGUCCUUACCGCACUUGUACUUAGAAGUUGCGACGUUCGAGCCGGAGGCUGA